This is a messenger RNA of Eubalaena glacialis (North Atlantic right whale), 2323 nucleotides long. It is a transcript of the gene GLB1L3, whose product is annotated as galactosidase beta 1 like 3. Gene Ontology annotation, molecular function: beta-galactosidase activity. Gene Ontology annotation, cellular component: vacuole. NCBI's taxonomy places the organism in Eukaryota, Metazoa, Chordata, Mammalia, Artiodactyla, Balaenidae. The record is from RefSeq and is a predicted model, not a curated record. The coding region runs from base 200 to 2167 and encodes 655 amino acids. Gene Ontology annotation, biological process: carbohydrate metabolic process. The transcript has 20 exons.
UUUGCGCCCAGAGGCUGUUCGACACCCUCGGUCCGAUGCGGGGCUGCUGUUCCCGCCGCCCAGAGCCCGACUCUCCGCCUCCGUCCCCUGCGUCCCGGGCGGCGCGCGCCUGAGACCGUCCCCGCGUCCCCGCGCGGCGUCUGAGCAGCGGAGAGGCGGCGGGAGCAGCGCGGGACGUCGGCUCCUCGGCCUAGCGGUGAUGGGCUCCCCGCAGCGUUCCAGCCUCUGUCUCUCCUGGAGAAGAGUCCUGUGCAUCUUUUUCCUGCCAUUUAUUUCAUCAGGUUUUGCUCCUCGGGUGAAAAACAGAGAUAACUUUGUAUUUGAAAACGACCAGCUGAAGCCAGACCAGCACAGGUUUAACUGGUCGCACCUGACCCCGCUCAAGCUGAAGGACCGCUCGGUGGGGCUUCAGACUGAAGAGAGAGCAGGAAGGAACCCGUACUUCACGCUGGAGGGUCACGAGUUCCUCAUCUUCGGGGGCUCCAUCCACUACUUCCGGGUGCCCAGGGACUACUGGAGGGACCGGCUGCUCAAGCUGAGAGCCUGCGGCUUCAACACCGUCACCACCUACGUUCCGUGGAACCUGCACGAGCCGGAAAGAGGCAGAUUCGACUUCUCUGGGAACCUGGACCUGGAGGCCUUCGUCCUGUUGGCCGCGGAGGUGGGGCUGUGGGUGAUCCUGCGUCCGGGCCCCUACAUCUGCAGUGAGAUGGACCUCGGGGGCCUGCCCAGCCGGUUACUGCAAGACCCCGCGUCGCAGCUGAGGACCACGAACCGCAGCUUUGUGGAGGCUACUAACAAGUACUUCGAUCACCUGAUUGCCAGAGUGGUUCCGCUGCAGUACCGCAAGGGAGGGCCCGUCAUCGCGGUGCAGGUGGAGAAUGAGUACGGCUCCUUCUACAAGGACAAGGCUUACAUGCCCUACCUUCACCAGGCCCUGCUGAAGAGAGGGAUUGUGGAGCUGCUCUUGACCUCAGAUAAUACAGAUGCAGUAGUGAGAGGCCACAUAAAAGGAGUGCUGGCCACCAUCAACAUGAAGACAUUUAAGGAGGGCUUGUUCAAGCAUCUUUAUAAGGUGCAGAGCAAUAAGCCCAUUUUGAUCAUGGAAUACUGGGUCGGCUGGUUCGACACGUGGGGAAAUGAACACAUGGUGAGAAAUGCGGAAGAGGUUAAAAGCAGUGUGUCUGAAUUUAUCAGAUUGGGGAUCUCCUUCAACGUGUACAUGUUCCACGGGGGAACCAACUUCGGUUUCAUGAACGGGGCCACGCAUAUUGACAGGCACAGAGGCGUUGUCACGAGCUAUGACUACGACGCGCUGCUGACAGAGGCCGGGGACUACACAGACAAGUACUUCAAGCUCCAAGAGCUCUUUAAAUACAUCCUCGUCACCCCUCUGCCCCUCUUACCGGAGCCCAUUCCCAAGACUGUGUACCCCUCCGUGGACCCAUCCCUUUACUUGCCACUGUGGGAUGCCCUGCAGUACUUGAAUAGGCCGGUCAUCUCUAACAUUCCACUCAACAUGGAGAACCUGCCCAUCAACAACGGCAACGGCCAGUCCUAUGGGCUCGUGCUUUACGAGACGACCAUCUGCUCCGGGGGCCGGCUUCACGCUGACGCACGGGACAUGGCUCAGGUGUUUUUGAAUGAGACAAGUUUAGGAAUUCUGGCUGAUGGUUUCCAGAACAUAGACAUUCCUAAAAUCACGGAAUGUCAACUUCUAAGGAUCCUGGUAGAGAAUCAAGGACGCAUCAGUUUUUCGUGGAAAAUUCAAAAUCAGCAGAAAGGAUUAAUCGGACCUGUUACUCUGAAUAACAUUCCCCUGCAGAGUUUCACCAUCUAUUCUCUAGAAUUAAAAAUGAGCUUCUUCGAGAGGCUCCGCUCUGUCUCCUGGAAGCCUGUCCCGACUCGCUCCCUGGGCCCUGCCUUCUACCUGGGCACCUUGAAGGCGGGCUCUUCUCCCCAGGACACCUUCCUGACGCUCCCAGGCUGGGAUUAUGGAUUUGUGUUCAUCAAUGGGCGUAACCUUGGGCGAUAUUGGAACAUUGGGCCUCAGGAGACCCUUUACCUUCCUGGUGCCUGGCUCCAGCCAGAGGACAAUGAGAUCAUCGUGUUUGAGAAGAAGCAGCGUGGGCCAUACAUCCACACCACAGACAACCCCAGGUGGUAGGACUGGGUUCUGACACCCUUCUUGGCUUGUUGGAGUUCAUGCACAGGCAGUUUUUCAGGAGGAAGGUUUACAUCAAGAAUAUCAAAUACAGUGUUGCCUACAAUAGCAAAAAUGUGAAAAGACCCUAAAAAAUCAACAGAGAAAUUGUUAUGUAUA